This is a messenger RNA of Loxodonta africana (African savanna elephant), 4279 nucleotides long. RefSeq names its product ADP ribosylation factor like GTPase 3 (gene ARL3). Lineage: Eukaryota; Metazoa; Chordata; Mammalia; Proboscidea; Elephantidae. The record is from RefSeq and is a predicted model, not a curated record. The transcript has 6 exons. Bases 16 to 921 code for a protein of 301 amino acids. Gene Ontology annotation, molecular function: GTPase activity; GTP binding. Gene Ontology annotation, cellular component: cytoplasm; microtubule cytoskeleton. Gene Ontology annotation, biological process: cilium assembly.
GACAACUGCUACCAGAUGCAGCACGCUUGGGGAGCCCGGUCUGGGCCCCGCCCCUCGCCCCGCCCCCAAGCGGGGCUCGGCGGGCGCCAACCACGUGGGCUGGUUUGCACCAUCUCCAGGUCCCUGCAAGCCCGUAGCCGCCUCCCCGCUCUAACAGCACGCCUGCGCGAUGGGCGGCCCCUGGCGCGCUUGCGCACUUUGGAGAAAGCGGAGCUGGACCCGCCUCUAUACCUCUGCUUCCCUCCUCCGCUGUGCGUGAGAGGGACGUCGGGGGCGGUGCCGCAGCAGUUGCCCCUGGUAACGGGGAGGCAGCCCGAAGAGGAGGAGGAGGAGGAGGAGGAGGAGGAGGAGGAGGAGGGACUCGGCGGGAGGAUGGGCUUACUCUCAAUUCUGCGCAAAUUGAAAAGUGCACCAGACCAGGAGGUGAGAAUCCUUCUCCUGGGCUUGGAUAAUGCUGGCAAGACUACUCUUCUGAAGCAGCUUGCAUCUGAAGACAUCAGCCACAUCACACCUACACAGGGUUUUAACAUCAAAAGUGUACAGUCACAAGGUUUUAAACUGAAUGUGUGGGAUAUUGGUGGACAAAGGAAAAUUAGACCAUACUGGAGGAAUUAUUUUGAAAAUACCGAUAUUCUUAUAUAUGUAAUUGACAGUGCAGACAGAAAAAGAUUCGAAGAGACGGGUCAGGAACUAGCUGAAUUACUGGAGGAAGAAAAGCUGAGUUGUGUGCCAGUGCUCAUCUUUGCUAAUAAGCAGGAUUUGCUCACAGCAGCCCCUGCCUCUGAAAUUGCGGAAGGAUUGAACCUGCACACCAUCCGUGACCGAGUCUGGCAGAUCCAGUCUUGCUCAGCUCUCACAGGAGAGGGUGUUCAGGACGGCAUGAACUGGGUCUGCAAAAAUGUCAAUGCAAAGAAGAAAUAAAAUCUAGACGAAUGGAGAUGCAGGAGCUGCAGGAGCCGAAUUCUGCCCUGAAAAACACGAAUUUGCUGCUUUCUGACCAAAUAUUUUUCCAUCUGUGUACAACUACAGCUGUUUGAAGGGAAGGAACAGCACAGUUUAAAGAGAAUCCCCAUUCCAGCAGUAGGUUUAACUGAUCUCUGAGGUUCAGUAUCAUUUUUUCAAAUAAAGGAAUUAUAUUAUUUCCUCUGCAAAAUUGAAAUAGUAUUAAAUGUCUCAAAGCACAUGAUUAGAAAAUGAGAUCUUUUAAAUGGGCAAGAGAUUGCAUUGCAGUUUAGACAAUUCCAGUGUUUUUUUUGUUUUUUUCUUUCAAAGGAAGAAAGAGAGAAAAAGAGGAAACAGAGUUCAUUUGUUUAGUGACCUGUCCCUUACAUCCCCCCUGUGGCUUUGAAACCACAGACAUGCUUGCCGGUGCUGCUCGGUGAUUUUUACCAUCACCAAGUGAGUCCGGCUUCAGUACGUCCAGUGUGAAGCUGCAGGUGGGGGAGGGGAGGAAUAGCAGAUGAUUAAACCAUCUUGUCAUGCAGGUAGCAGACUGUGUAUGUAAUCCUCACCCUUUGGACUGGGGGAAAAAUCCUUUCUUGCAAACAAGUCACUACAGAACUAUACCCCGGCCCCAGGUCCCCCCUCCUCCACCCGCCGGCCCCCACUGGCUCACCACACAGGGAAGCAAAUUCUUAGGACUUUUGACUGUAAUGACAUCUGGAAUGUAAGGAGAGGUGGAAGGUUUAAUUCCAGAAAAAUUACAAGGUCCUUAAAAAGCCCUCUCACAUGGAGGGCUCAGGCUAGCGUAAACAGGCUUUCUCCAGUUCAGUGGAGCAGGGAGCAGCCGCCUCUGAGAUUAGCUGCCUUCUCUAGGCUGUCCUAUGGAAGGGAUUUCUAAAGCUCAAAGAAUUCUGCAUUUAAGUGAUCACAAUAGGCCGCCGCUAUCAGAUUUUAAAAAUAAAUGCAGCUUUACCAUGAACCUGCUCCUUUGAGAAAAGCCAGGCAGAUCGAUCUUUAGAAGAGAUCAAUUUUUACAGAGCCGGCAACUUUGUGGGGUGGAUUGAACCUGGGUGGAGAAGGCUUGCUGCUGGGAAGAAUGGGGUGUGUAUGAGGCCAGGGGUCAUGCCCAGGGAACCAGAGUCACCCCGGCUGCUGGCCCCCCUCUUCCUCUCUCCAGCAAAAUGUGUCCUCUGUUGGUAGAUUGGAGAGGAAUAGGCAGAGACUUCUCCUGCACGGUGUUGCAAAAAGAGCUUGUUUCCCUGAGCUUUAAGAAAUCCCCAGCUUCAAACAUGGGAAAGCAAGCCAGAGCAUCCCCCGGCUCCUGAAUUAAACUCUGUUCUGGUGCCUGAACGCAGGGGCUUUCAGAGAAUGAAUAAGAGACUGUCCAGUGCCUGGCAGGGCCCAGCAGGCCAGCUGCCUACUCAUCAUGGGAGGUAGCCCUUCCUAAGCCCACCAAGGCACGUGAGCAGACCACUUUGGUCUCUCCAGCCCCUGGCCCUCAGUGCCCAGCUUUUUCUGGACAAGAGUCCUUCAGGUGAGACUGAAGCAUAACCAGCUUCAAAGGUGGUCUGAGGUGAAAGUCAUUCACAAAGCCAGACAUGAAAAGGUGCCCUUGGGUUGCUGUGGACAGACCAGUAAGGACUUGCAAAACAAAGGAAGGUAAGGUUCUUAAAACUACUGAGCUAGUAGCUCCCUGUGUCCUCCACUAGCUUCGCUGGCUCACCAGGCGCCUCUCUAGCUUUGAACAAGGGCAAAACUGAAUUAUAGGGAACGAGAAACCUCCCUUCUACCUGACUGCAUAUGUGACUCUAGCACUUGAAAAUUGCUUUUCCCUUGAAAUAAUGCCCCAGGAAUGCUAUCUGAGGGGCAGAAUGCCUGCCUGGGGGUCUGCAGUUUGGGAACACUGCAAUGUGCAACUUUGACUCUGGCAGUGGCUAGUAUGUAAGAUGUCCUUUUACCACCAACUUAGGGAACUGUUUUAAGGAGCCCUUCCCAGGCCUCAACUAGUGGGCAGAAGCCACUUGCCCUCCUCUGCUAACAGCCUCUGAACAUGUUCAGAUUUGCUUUUCAGCUAAAGAGACACAAAGACAUUGUAGAUGUCACAGGCUUUCAUCUUCCCUUUGAGCCUUACUGAACCCCUCCUGGGGCUCAGGGAGUAGAUGAGAGAAACCUGAAAAAUGCAGAGUUUGAAAGCUCCCAUUUGUAAAAACAAAAUGCUUUUAAAGUCUUCUUUCCUUUCCCCAGUCCCACCCCCACCCCCUGUGGCCAAGACCAGAAGACGGAACUUGAAGCUAAAAAGGGGAUAACCCUUUCCCCAUCGUCCCUCCCACCGCCAAUAAGUCUCUGUAAGACUUUCGCUCUGUGCACGAUUGCAUCUGAAUGAGGGGGGAGGUUUGGGGGCCAGAGGGCAGGCCAGGCCUGGAACAGGGGCCUGUGAUGUUUUGCUCAAACCAGUUAUGGGAAAAAUGACUCCUUCCCCUCCCCAGCUCCCUGCCGGCUCCUCCCGACCCCGCGCAGCUCCUUUGGGUUGGAUUCCCUGUGCCCAGUGCAGUACAGCCUUUACCCUUCACUCUCCCUUGGUUACUAUGGAAACAAGGGUGUCAUUGAUGUGGGCUGAGCUGGGGAACAUGUCGGUGUACAGCUGAAAGUCAGCGAUUACGCCAGUGGCUAGAAGCGUUGUGCCAGGGUCAAAGGAGCCCGCAUCUCCCCCCACAGCUGGGAGGACACAACGCUGCCCCCUUCCUGCCUCCCUCAUCUCCACUGCUCUCCCUCCUGGCUUUCAACAAAUUUCUUAUUCCCCUUGGGCUAAAGUGGUGGCUAUUUUUGUGCCACUCUGUGCCCCACCCUCACUGUCGGCUGCUCCUUAUCCGGCCUGGCCUGGAGGGUGACACCAUGUCACCCUCGCCAGGACUCGACCCUCAAUUCCCCUCGGAGUUUGCUUUGAUUUCUCUUGCCUUCCCUUCUCAGGGACCAGUGCUUAGUUCCUUUUAUUUUUAGCUCUGCACUCCAUGGGGUUUCAGGGUUCAGUCUGAUCCAUCGAAAGGUUCCUUUUUUUUACAGUCUCUUUUGAAAAUGAUAAUCAAAGGAAGGGAUGUGGUGUUUGGUCAUGUGCAAAACUCAAUGUAUAAUUUAGAUGUCUGUCAAAAAUCCGAAAAAUAAAAUUCAGCUGAAUGAAGGCAGCUCGGAAGGUGCUGUGCUCUUUAUUGAAGCUGGGAGAGGGCCUUGGAUGUAUUUGUCCUUUCAGAGGUUAGCAUUCCUUAAGGUGCUGUUUCUUGUAGGAUAUGAGUCCCAACAACAACAAUAACCAAAAAAAAAAAAAAGACCCAAGGCCAUUGAG